CCUCUGUCAGAUCUAGUCCAGACCAGACGGAGAGUGGACGUGUAGCUUCUGGAGAAGAGGAAGAGGCUCCUAUCGACCAUCAACCCCCCACUCAACAAGUCGAGCUUGUAGCCGCUUUGCGUCUCUCCUCCGAACAGGACCAACACUCUGAAUUUGCAUUAAAUAUGCCUAACAUCAUCUGUUGUCAAACGCCUCAGGUUAUAAUGUACGACAAACAAAGAAUAAGUACUACUCUAUAGCCAACGGGAUCCCGAGGACUUGAUUACAGUCGCUUCAAGCCUGGUAGUUUGUCCGUGCGGCUGCUCCCACUCCCCCUUCUGCUCACCAGUGCAGUCGGCUGGCAUUUCUUCUGACAACUUUCCAUCCCUCUCCUUGGGUGAAGAAGACACGGUUCCACUGUGAUCCUUGUUUGCUUCCCCGAUUUUCAACAUUUGGCUCCUGUUCUACCUUGGAUUGGCAUUAUUCCUUUAGAGGCAAUACAAACUAACCAACAUGACUCCAAACGGCUUUUUGAUCUUUGAGGAUGAGAAUUUCAUGGAUUCCACUGUGGCCAAAAUGAAUGCUCUGAGAAAGAGUGGUCAGUUCUGUGACGUUAGACUGCAGGUGUGUGGCCAUGAGCUGAUGGCUCACCGUGCUGUUCUGGCUUGCUGCAGUCCCUACUUGUUUGAGAUCUUUAACAGUGACGUUGAAGCUCACGGAGUCUCACAUGUCACCUUCGAGGAUUUGAACCCAGAGGCCGUGGAAGUCUUGCUCAACUACGCUUACACUGCCCAACUGAAAGCAGAUAAGGAGCUUGUCAAGGAUGUCUACUCUGCUGCCAAGAGGUUCAAGAUGGAACGAGUCAAACAGAUUUGUGGCGACUACCUGCUGUCUAAAAUGGAUUCUCAGAACGCCAUCUCCUUCCGGAACUUUGCCAGCUCCAUGGGGGAUGGUAGACUUGUGGCCAAGGUGGACGCCUUCAUCCAAGACCAUUUACUGGACGUGUCCGAACAGGACGACUUUCUUAAACUUCCCCGUCUCAAGUUAGAAGUAAUGCUAGAAGACAACCUGACUCUACCCAGCAACGGCAAGCUUUACUCAAAGGUGCUCAACUGGGUGCAGCGCUGCCUGUGGGAGAACGGAGAGCAACUGGAACAACUGAUGGAGGAGGUGCAAACACUCUACUACUCACCUGAUCAUAAGCUGGUGGAUGGAGGGCUGAUGAUUGAAGGGCACAGUGAGGUGUUUGGUGGCGAGGAGGACCACCUUCAGUUUGUGCAGAAGAAACCAGUACGGGAGAGUGCCCAGAGACAACUGAGCUGCAGCUCAUCAGGAAGCCUAUCGCCCUCAAACCAAGCAGCAAAUUCCUCAAAACUAUCUGGUAGAAGAGAUUGGAAGUAUAUUGCCUCUGAGAAGACCACAAAGAACAACUACCUGUGUCUGGCGGUGCUGGACGGAGUGUUGUGUGUGAUCUUUCUGCACGGCCGCAGCAGCCCCCAGACAUCUCCAUCUGCUACCCCCUGCCUGAUGAAAAGUCUCAGCUUUGAGGUUCAGCCUGAGGAAUCAGAAGAGCACCCGCUGUCCCCCAUGCACUAUGCCCGCUCUGGCCUGGGCACCGCCGCUCUGAACGGAAAGCUGAUAGCAGCAGGAGGUUACAACAGAGAAGAGUGUCUGAGGACUGUGGAGUGUUAUGACCCCACGGAGGACCGCUGGACAUUCAUCGCACCAAUGCGGACUCCGAGGGCUCGAUUCCAGAUGGCUGUGCUUAUGGGUCAGCUGUUUGUGGUUGGAGGGUCCAAUGGGCAUUCGGAUGAGCUGAAUUCCGGGGAGACAUACGAUCCGCAUACUGACGAGUGGAUUCAGGUGCCAGAGUUGAGGACCAACCGCUGCAAUGCUGGUGUCUGCGCCUUGAACAACAAACUUUAUGUUGUGGGAGGAUCAGACCCUUGCGGGCAGAAGGGCCUGAAGAACUGUGACGCUUUUGAUCCUGUGAACAAAUCCUGGUCCAACUGUGCCUCCCUUAACAUCAGGAGGCACCAGGCUGCAGUGUGUGAGUUGGAUGGCUUCAUGUAUGCCAUCGGAGGAGCAGAGUCGUGGAACUGCCUGAACACUGUGGAACGCUACAACCCUGACAACAACACCUGGACUCUGGUCGCUCCCAUGAAUGUGGCUCGUAGGGGAGCUGCUGUUGCUGUUCAUGCAGGCAAACUUUUUGUCGUUGGUGGCUUUGACGGCUCCCGCGCUCUCCGCUGUGUGGAGGUGUACGACCCCAGCCGCAACGAGUGGAAAAUGCUGGGCAGCAUGACGUCAUCACGCAGCAAUGCAGGCGUGGCCGUGCUCGACGAGUCCAUCUACGCCGUGGGGGGGUUUGACGGCAACGACUUCCUCAACACGGUGGAGGUGUACAACCUUGAGAUGGACAAGUGGAACGACUGCGCAUCCCCAGAAAUCCCCAUUGCUGAAUAAAGAGGACGGAGUGGAUUAUGGGUUUUAGAGUUUCACAGCGCUUCACAUUUCUUUUUCAAACUAACAGGCUUAGUGACGUAAUCGUGUUUCGUGAUAUGUUUGUAUGAACGGGUAUGAGUGUGUUUGUUUGUGUGUGUAUGUAAGGGGGGGGGUGUUCAGGAGAGGGUCUUCAGUGAAGACUAGCUUCAUCUGGGCAGGUUGGGAAGGGGUCAGGAAUGUGGUGACCCUUAGAAACAUGGCGCCUUGCCCAUUUUUCGUGCUGUAAAUAUAGUUUCUCUUUUUGUCAACUGCCAACAUUUAUAACACAUUUAGUGCAUUUCUUUUUCUCUUGAAGUUAAAGUUAGUCACUCGGAAGAUUUAUCAGAUGAGCUUUCUACUAUUGGCCACCUAAAGAAUUAGUACGGUGUGUUCUGAGAGAUUCUUCUUAAAACAUGGUGUUGUGGAAAUGUAAUUCUGCUCACAGAUUUUAGAGGUCAUCAGUUUUAAGCCUUAUUAGGUGUGUGAGUUAACAAACACCAGUCACAGGUUUUUGUGUCAUUUUAAACAAACUGGAUUGCUUUUUGAAUCUUCAAUGAUGGCCUUUUUUUUAUAUUUUUAUACACUGCUGAUUUACCAGUUAAAACAAUAGUAGUAGUAGCAGAGAGCUUAAGUCAGUGACUCUAACCAGUGCCAGAUCUUUCUUUUUUGUUUGAGCACGCACCAGAUGCGCACGACCAUGCUUCUGCUAUUUAAAGUUUUAAUGCAAAUUUCUUAUUUGAUGUAAGUAGAGAUGCUGUUUACUGAAGACCCUUCCUUUUUUUGUUUUAUAGUGUCAGGCAUUGGCAGAUUCUUCUAGAGCGAGAAACUUCAUAUUUGUAACAUUUCUUAAUUAAUAAAUCAUUGAAACUCC
This is a messenger RNA of Oryzias latipes (Japanese medaka), 3334 nucleotides long. It is a transcript of the gene ivns1abpa, whose product is annotated as influenza virus NS1A binding protein a. Lineage: Eukaryota; Metazoa; Chordata; Actinopteri; Beloniformes; Adrianichthyidae. The record is from RefSeq and is a predicted model, not a curated record. Gene Ontology annotation, molecular function: protein binding.